CCACGCAGACAGUUAGCUCGGUGCAUACAACGAGCGCAUCCAAACGCAGAGUGUCAGGCAGUGCGGAUGUAACUUUGCUGUCUAGGAUCUAAACAUUGCUCUGCUAAAAGAGCGUAGGAGGACUGGCUUGGGGUGCAAUGCAGUCAUCUGAAAGUUUCACCCCUCUGGUGGUGCUUGAGCUGGUCUCAGACACCAAAGAAGAAGCCGUCUCUUGGCUGCUCCAGAGGAUACGAGAUAAACAGCAAAAUGGAGGCGCUGAGUUGCUGGUCGAACAGCUUGGACCAGGGGUAGGGGUUCAAGAGAAACAAAAUCCAAACUUAUUCCUAAUCGGGGCGUCGUUACAGAGACUGUUGUCUGGAGCUGAAGAUGUGGGUCUUUUCAAAGAGUUCAGUGAUGGCUCUAUGAGGAGCUUCACCUGUGCAAAUAAACAAAACUUUAAAGACUUUCAAGGUGAUGGAGAUGGCUUCCUGAGCAUGGCCGAAUGUCAGUACAUAAUUAAACAUGAGCUGGAUACUCUACGAGCCAAAGAUGAGACUCAUAUACCAGGAUACACACAGGCCAAGCUCUAUCCUGGAAAAUCAAUUAUUCGCAGAUUACUGUCUAAAGGAAUCAUGGUUCAGAUGUUUCCUCUCCAUGAGAAGGAAGAACUGAAGAGACUCUCAUUUUCGUGGUUCAAAAAGGUCAAGUUGUCUCUCCAACCUCUAGAUGAUAUCAGACACUACUUUGGAGAGGGUCAGGCGCUGUACUUUGGGUUCCUGGAGUACUUCACUUUCGCCCUGAUUCCUAUGGCUUUAAUUGGCAUUCCUUAUUAUCUGUUCGACUUCGAGGACUAUAACAAAUACGUGGUCUUUGCAGUCUUCAACGUGAUUUGGUGCACUGUUAUACUUGAGUUAUGGAAGCGUUUCAGUGCUUCUCUUGCCUAUCGUUGGGGGACACUGAGCAGAAAAAAGGCGUUUGAAGAGCCACGCCCUGGUUUUCAUGGGGCCCUUGGGUUCAAUCCAGUCACAGGACGCAAGGAGCCUCUGUACCCCAAUGCAAAGAGACAGCUCAGAGUCUACUGUGUGUCUGUGCCCUUUGUGCUCCUGUGCCUUUACCUGUCUCUGUAUGUCAUGAUGAUAUACUUCCAAAUGGAGGGAUGGGCUCUGUCUCUCCAUGAUGAGAACCCCUCGUUCUGGACUGGGAUCCUGCUCUUCAUCCCCAGUAUUAUCUAUGCAGUGGUCAUCGAGAUCAUGAACCUCAUCUACAGAUAUGCUGCAGAGUUUCUAACUGAGUGGGAAAAUCACAGGCUGGAAUCUUCAUAUCAAAAUCACCUGGUCCUUAAAGUUUUAGUUUUCAACUUCUUCAACUGCUUUGCCUCCCUCUUCUACAUUGCUUUUGUAAUGCAGGACAUGGCGCUGCUCAGACAGAGUUUGGCCACACUGCUGAUCACCAGUCAGAUCCUAAAUCAAUUCAUGGAGGCCUUCCUGCCAUAUUGGCUGCAGAGGAGACGCAAUAAGAAGAUGAUCCGAAAAGUCAAGAAGAAAACCACACUAGAGGACAAAGCAAUGCCCUUAGAGGAACAAGUCCGACUGGAGGCUGACAUGAGCACGUAUCUGGGCACUUUUGAUGACUACCUGGAGUUGUUCUUGCUCUUCGGAUACGUCAGCCUGUUUUCGUGUGUGUAUCCUCUGGCUGCUGUCCUGGUCGUGUUGAACAAUAUCACUGAGGUUUACUCUGACGCCUUCAAAAUGUGCCGUGUGUUCAAGAGGCCUUUCUCUGACCCAGCUUCUAACAUAGGAGUCUGGCAGCUGGCCUUUGAAGCUAUGAGUGUGAUUGCCGUAGUGACCAACUGUGCUCUGAUCGGCAUGUCUCCACAAGUCAAAGCCUACUUCCCUGAAUCCGAGAUGCAGCUCAUUCUGUGGACAGUGGCCAUUGAGCACAGUCUCCUGGCUCUGAAGUUCAUCCUGACGUUCCUAAUCCCAGAUGUUCCUAAACCCAUCCAGAUCCAACUGGCCAGACUGGAGUUUGAGUCACUUGAGGCACUAAAGAAAAAGAAAAUGUUGGAGACCUCUGAGCUGAGUAAAGGCUUCCACUGAUGAUGAGAGACUGAACAUGAACUUUUCACAAAAUGCGACAACAGAGCGACUGUAUGUAACUUGCAAUAUAAACCUAGCUGCUUCAACAUGGAGACUCAGUUUACAGUCCAGGGAUUAGGAAAAUCUCUGAGAAUAAAAAAUUGGACAGCAUCUAAUUCUGUAAGAAAUGUUUAUCAUUACAGUUUCCUGCUUCUCCACAUUUGUUGUUACACAUUAGUAUUACAUCCUUAAUGCUGGAGUGGGCACUGGGCAUAGUACUGUUAAAAGACUGAUUAAGAUUAUUCCAAGUCUAAAUUUGUGCUUACAUGGAAUGGUGAUAUUGAUACAACCAAAUUACCGAAUAAGGUUUAAAGAUAUUGAAAAAUUAGAUAGACAAAUCAGACUAGUUGUAGCAAUAUUGUCUAAACAUAAAAUCUUAAAGACAUGUAUUUACUUCUGAAUCAGCAAAUCCCAAACAUUGAGGUAUUAUGGAGACUGUAUAGUAUGAAUGUACUGUAAUAUAAAAUAGGUGUUGGUAAUACAGGGAGCAAUAUGAUGGGAGGGGGUUAUUUAAAAAUGACAUGAAUUGCUGUAGUGUACAGUACACAUAUUAAAAACUGUAAGAUUUUAUGACAAAGCAUUAUUUUACAUUGCGCUCAGUCACUUUGGGUUCUCUAAGACUGUAUUCACGUAAACUUAAUUUAGUACUGUAAAAUUCCAGCCUCAGACCAAGUACGCACAGCACCAAGACUCUGAAAACCAUAAAAAAUACUAACAAUAUCCAGCAACUAAAGCUUACAAAUUACUUAGAACUUUGACUAAUAAUGAAUAAAUAAACACAAAAAUGUCAAUAGAUAUGAGCUGAUCAAAAUUAAAAGUCUCAGAUGUAAACUUGCAUGGCACUUGUAUUAGAUUGUAUUCCAACUCUAGACAGAAGUUUGAUUUGAGUCAUAAAAACAGUUUUGAACUAAACGUCCAAGAAAUCUUGAGCCAAACUUUGGAUUGGAUUUGAUGGAAAUUGUGUGACUAUUAUCAGCAUAUUAUUCUGAAAUGCAAAAGCUCUGUAAUACAUUUAUGAUAAAGAAAAACAUUUCAAAACAUAAAAGCAUUAAUAAUAAAACGAGCAAAUGAGCAGACACACUCCAGUAAACCAAGUCAAAAAGAGUCAUGUAAAAAUGUAUUUCUUUACUCUAGAGUACACAUAUUAAUUUGUAUGUUUAACUUGAAUACAGCUGCUAGUAUUAAAACCAUAUUCUGAUAAAAUGCAUCAAACAAUGAUAUCCACUCAUUAAGACUUAUUAUUGUAAAAGUUUCCCUUUGAACACGAUCUUGCAGAAAUGAACAAAGACUUUUCUACCAAAGCUUCUCCAUCUCUCAGUACUGAACAUGUUUCUUGUGUUUCUAUCUGGUAUUCACAAAUGUAUUUAGCAUGUCACAUGACCAGGUUAUACCUCUGUUUAUGUACUUAUGUCAUGUUUGAAGUUUGAACCACCCUGGUGCCUUGAACCACCUGUUUUGCUGCACUAUGUAUUGACAAAAGCAAAUUAAGUGAAUGCAUUAUGGAUAAUAAAAAAAAGACUGAGAAAGGAAA
Molecule: messenger RNA, 3645 nt
Organism: Boleophthalmus pectinirostris (great blue-spotted mudskipper)
Lineage: Eukaryota; Metazoa; Chordata; Actinopteri; Gobiiformes; Gobiidae
Gene: ano10a
Product: anoctamin 10a
Exons: 14
Coding region: 138-2075 (645 amino acids)
Biological process (GO): chloride transmembrane transport
Cellular component (GO): plasma membrane
Molecular function (GO): chloride channel activity
Source: RefSeq, a predicted model, not a curated record